Molecule: messenger RNA, 2543 nt
Organism: Darwinula stevensoni
Lineage: Eukaryota; Metazoa; Arthropoda; Ostracoda; Podocopida; Darwinulidae
Source: the annotation of a GenBank genome assembly
AACACUAUUACUUGUGAAAUUCUUCAGAGAACUGAGGUAAAUAAAGGUCUAAGGCAUACCAUACCAUACACACAAUCAAGGACAAUAUGCCCCCAAAAUUAAAUGUUGAAGAGCUGAGAAAAAAGGUAGAAGAUGACUCAUUGGACUUGAGCCUGCUGCAACUGGAAGAGAUCCCUGUGAAGGAAAUAGCUCAGCUGAAGAAAGUUACCAAGAUUGAUCUCUCCAACAACAACAUCUCUUCAUUGCCUCCUUCUUUAUGCAGUUCCUGGAGCCACAUAGUAAGACUGGAUUUGAGCAAGAACAAACUUGAAGAGCUUCCUACCAAUAUAGGGCAUCUGAAGAAUCUUCAAGUGCUUGAUCUCUAUUGCAACAAGAUACAAGACCUUCCAGUGAGCUUCUGCCAUCUUCGAAAACUCAAGUGGCUCGAUUUGAAAAACAAUCCAUUGCGCCCGCAUCUUCUUCAAGUUGCUGGUGACUGUCUUGAUGAGAAAGCAUGUCAGCACUGUGCCCAUGAUAUAGUUGCAUACAUGCAAAAGAUCAAUAGUGAACGUGAGCGAGACAGGCAGUUGAAACUGAGGCAUGAACGAGAGGAGGCAGCAGCUCGACAGGCUGAGAAGCAGGCACUGGAAGAAGCAGAACGGAAAAAGCGGAAGGAGCAGAAGAUGCAGGCCAAGGCUAGGCGCAAGGCUGAGCUUGAAAGUCUCCUACAGGAGGAAAAAAUGCUCCAGCAGCAGCAGGAAAUGAAUCAUGGUGAACUGCCACAGAAGGAUGUUUCAUACAAACCCCCUGAAGUCACAAAACGACCUAGACGAAAUAUCUGCAUUCGUUUCUUCAUGUGGCUAAUCUUCACUGCCAUCAAGCUGGCCCUUUUCACUGGAUUCAUCUAUGCUGGGUUCCUCCUAUACUAUAUGGAUGGAGAUUACUCUCAGGAAGGUCUAUUUAAAGGUCAUCUACAUCUGAAGCAGAAUACCACCAAGUUGGUGAGGUAUUUACGUCACACAUGGCACACGAUCGAUUGGAAUGAGGUGUGGGAUCGGGCCCAGAAGCAAGCACGCCUGGCUGCCGUCACGCUAGGCCAAUGGUCUUCGAUUGCAUGGACUCAUGCCAAGCGAUAUUCAAGCAUACUGCAAGAAAGGGCUGCUGAAGCAUUUGACAGGCUAUGGAUUCUCCUCACACAGCUUAAAGAAAACAUAGUUCAUAAAUGGAUGAAGGAAUCUUCCUCUUAAAGUAUGCUGUGAUUUGUUGAAGUGAAAAACAAAUGCACUUCUUAAGCUACCAUUUUCCUUUUCUCGUUUCCCAGUUAUGGGUAUAUGUCUCAUUGAUCUUUUAUAUGUUAUGUUGAGCUUGUUUCAGUGAAUCAUUGGGUUAUUGUUUGAGGUUGGAUUUGCUUUGAGCCCUUAAUGUUGUCUUUUGCCUGUUCCAACCAGGUCUUUUCAUUUGAUUUGUUUUGAAGUUUAUUGACUCUUUGAUGGCAUCACAGGGCCUGAUUCUGGCUUGUUCCUUAUGAGUCCAAAUGCUCUCCUUUGGCCUGGAUAUAAUAUUUUGUUGAAAAUAUUGGGAAGAAAAAUGUUAGGUUCUCAUGAUGAUCCCUCCACUUUUGAGGCCACUGAAAGACCAGGAUGCAUAGAAAGCCAAGCACUGACACAAUAACCUGUUCAAAGAUCUCUUGGUGUUCACAUUUGCUAUGCUAUGUGAUCACAAGUUAUGUUGCUGUGUUGAGAGAAAUCCAACUUUGACUUUACAGUCAAAUAAAUGUGACAGUAGAAAAAAGUUUUUGGGACAGAUUACUGUGGUACAUGGGUCUGAGAGAGUAAAAAAAAGAAAAAAGAAAAAAAGAGAGAUUCCAUUUGAUCUGGAAGGUCUAGUCUAUGCAUCAAAGGGGAAAAUCUCAUAGCUUCACAAAAUUUCGAUGUUGUAUAGUCUGAUAAUGCAUCAGUUGUAGUAAUACUUCCCCUUGCAGGUGUAACUUUGUUCCUAUAUCCAACAAUGUACUUUUCAUGCUCAUUCCCCACAGUUGUAGUGUUUCUCCUCCUUCCAGUGAUGUAGUUAUCAUACUGACUUGAGAGCCCUUCAGUUGAGUUCAGCACCGAUAUGAUUUAGUGUGUCAUAGGGUAACUCAAAAUUGAAUCGCUCUCAAGUUCAUGCCAUCAAAACCGGGUGAUCAUUUAAACAUUUUCUAAUGAUGCUAUUUAUUUCCAUGCAGUUAUUGACCAGUGGGCUUUUGCUCAGGAAUAGAAUAUCGUAAAAGGGUACAAGGAGCUUCUUGUACAAAAUCCUUGUACAAAAUUCAUGAGAAAUGGUAAGCCUAAUGACUCCAUGGAUGUUCAUUUCUAUGUCAAACUUUCUUUCUGUACAAUACAUCAAUGAGGUUAGCUUUCUCUGCCCAGUGUUGUGCAUAAUCCCAGCCACUAAUAUUUCUUGAGAUUAAUUGCUGUCAUUCGAUGGGCUUCAACCGGUUAUACUUUGCAUUCCACGAAGGCACAAAGUCAAUGUCGGUUCAGUGGUGUCGGAAUCCAUCCCAAAUGGAAUAAACUAUUUAUUGG